This is a messenger RNA of Tachyglossus aculeatus (Australian echidna), 2499 nucleotides long. RefSeq names its product 6-phosphofructo-2-kinase/fructose-2,6-biphosphatase 3 (gene PFKFB3). Gene Ontology annotation, molecular function: 6-phosphofructo-2-kinase activity; ATP binding; fructose-2,6-bisphosphate 2-phosphatase activity. The coding region runs from base 543 to 2090 and encodes 515 amino acids. NCBI's taxonomy places the organism in Eukaryota, Metazoa, Chordata, Mammalia, Monotremata, Tachyglossidae. Gene Ontology annotation, biological process: fructose metabolic process; fructose 2,6-bisphosphate metabolic process. Gene Ontology annotation, cellular component: cytosol. The record is from RefSeq and is a predicted model, not a curated record. The transcript has 16 exons.
UCCCCUUCUCCCUUUUCCCUCCUCCCUUUUUCCCCUCCCCUUCUCCCGCUUCCCUCCUCCCCUGCCGGGACCGAAAGGACCUUCCCCGCCCCCCUUGGCUGACGUGCGCGGGGGCCGGCGGUGGUGCCGGCCGGUAGGCCGGCCUCAAGCCUUUAGAAAUAGCAGCAGCCAGCCCGCCUGCUGCUCAGUGCAGCCAGGGAGGGAAAAGCAGAAAGAAGGAAAAGAAGAAGGAAAAGAAGAAGGAAAAGAAGGAAGGAGCCCAUCGACCUGCAGAGACAGAGACGGAGGGGAAAGACAGAGGGGGGAGAAGUUGGCUUGCAACCGGUAGCGAGGUGGGGCUGGACCCGCAGCAGGGCCCGAGGGCCUCCUCCUCCUCCUCCCCGCCCCAUCGCCCUGCUCCCCAGCCGGCCUUUCUCUUUCAAUCGCAGCUUUCCUUGUUGCGGCCGCCCCGCCGUUUUUUUCUCCCCCCUUCUGCCAACAAGGAGGGAGGGAGGAGGAGGAGGACGGGGAGGAGGGGGAGGCCCCGAGACCCCCCUGGAAAGAUGCCCAUGGAGCUGACCCAGAGCCGGAUCCAGAAGCUGUGGAUUCCGAUCGACCACCGGCCGGCUCUGCCCCGCAGAUCCUGCGGGCCACAGCUGACCAAUUCCCCCACGGUGAUAGUUAUGGUCGGGCUGCCCGCCCGAGGAAAGACUUACAUCUCCAAGAAGCUGACCCGCUACCUCAAUUGGAUUGGGGUCCCGACUAAAGUGUUCAACGUGGGAGAAUACCGCCGGGAAGCCGUCAGGCACUACAGCUCCUACAGCUUCUUCCGCCCCGACAAUGAGGAGGCCAUGAAAGUCCGUAGGCAGUGUGCUCUAGCUGCCUUGAGAGAUGUCAAACUGUAUCUGUCAGAGGAAGGCGGCCAGAUUGCGGUUUUUGAUGCUACCAACACUACAAGAGAGAGAAGAGAGUUGAUCGUCAACUUCUCCAAAGAAAAUGACUUCAAGGUGUUCUUCAUUGAAUCCGUGUGUGACGACCCCACUGUCGUGGCCACUAAUGUUAUGGAAGUUAAACUCUCUAGCCCAGAUUAUCGAGGCUGCAACACCACAGAUGCCAUGGAUGACUUCAUGAAGAGAAUCAAUUGCUACCAAGCCAGCUACCAGCCCCUGGACCCAGAUAACUAUGACAGGGAGCUGUCUCUGAUCAAGGUCAUCGACGUCGGUCGACGGUUCCUGGUGAACCGGGUCCAGGAUCACAUCCAGAGCAGAAUCGUCUACUACCUGAUGAAUAUCCACGUCCAACCUCGCACCAUCUACCUGUGUCGUCACGGGGAGAGCGAGUCCAAUCUCAAGGGGCUGAUCGGUGGGGACCUGGGCCUCUCCAGCCGGGGCAAGAAGUUUGCCACUGCCCUGAGCGAGUUCGUGGAGGAACAGAACUUGAAGGACCUUAAGGUAUGGACUAGUCAGCUGAAGAGGACCAUCCAGACGGCUGAAUCCCUCAAGCUGCCCUAUGAGCAGUGGAAGGCUCUCAAUGAGAUCGAUGCGGGUGUGUGCGAAGAAAUGACUUACGACGAAAUCAAGGAGAAAUACCCCGAGGAGUUUGCUCUGCGUGAUCAAGACAAGUACUAUUACCGAUAUCCAACAGGGGAGUCCUACCAGGACCUUGUUCAGCGCCUGGAGCCAGUCAUCAUGGAAUUGGAGAGGCAGGAGAACGUCUUGGUCAUUUGCCACCAGGCAGUCAUGCGCUGCCUCCUUGCUUACUUCCUGGACAAGAGUGCAGAUGAGAUGCCUUACCUGAAGUGCCCCCUCCACACAGUGUUGAAGCUGACACCUGUCGCCUAUGGCUGUCGUGUGGAAUCCAUCUGUUUGAACGUGGAAGCCGUGAACACGCAUCGCGAGAGGACUGAGGAAGCAAAGAAGGGACCUAAUCCGCUCAUGAGACGCAAUAGUGUUACCCCGCUAGCCAGCCCCGAGCCCACCAAAAAGCCUCGCAUCAACAGCUUUGAGGAGCAUAUGGCUUCCACCUCUGCCGCCCUGCCCAGCUGCCUGCCCCAGGAGGUGCCCACCCAGCUGGCCGGACAACCUUUACUAGGGAAAGCUUGUCUAACAUGAAUGACUCCCAGAAGCCAUCGUGAUUUCCUCAGGGGCACCGAAGCAAGCAAAACCUGUUCCAUUCCAUUUCCAUUUCUGAAGCUUGGCUCACGCUCCUCCUCCCAACCUGAGGCCAGAACCCACCUAAACCCCAAGGCCAAAACCCCAGCUGUUGCUUCCGUACCCCAAAAUGGAUUUAAUUCCACCUGCAAAUGCUGUUCCAUCUGCAAAAUCUUGGGUUGGGGAUGUGGGGUAGGGUUUGCACAAGGGGUGCUUACCAGGUGGUAGAAAUCAAAUCUUCCAGUCACCCUCCUGGGGAGGCUCCAGAGCCUACAGGGCAGAGUCCACUUCUGUAUGUGUCUCCUGUCUUUCCCUCAUCCCGAUUCUUCUCCAGGAUGGUGCCUGGCUUGGGCCUCUGAGGGGUGUCAAA